CAGUAUUCGGAAAGGUUGCAUUAACAUAUACAACAAUGAGACGAUCCAUUCACGCUGGAAGUUGGUAUAGUAACGAUGCUGAAAUACUUACCGAACAAAUCGAUCAGGCGCUGUCUCAAGCAGUUGAGCCUUUUGGCUCUGCUUUAAAGUACAUAAUAUCACCUCAUGCUGGCUAUGCAUAUUCGUUAAAAACAGCGGGGAUGUCAUACGGUAUUAUAGAUACAAAGAAGGUGAACACGGUAUUCAUCCUUGGCCCAUCGCACCAUUUGCCACUAAAGGGUUGUGCAGUAGAUGUUUCAUCAACACUACAAACACCUUUCGGGGAGCUGCAAGUGGACAAUGACAUAACUACUGAAUUAUUGAAGGGGAAGUGCUUCAAAGAGCUCAGCAAAAGGAACUCUGAAGAGGAGCAUUCCAUUGAAAUGCAAUUGCCAAUUCUCCAUUAUGUAGCUAAUAAGUCCAAUGCAGACCACAUCAAGGUUGUGCCUAUUGUCGUUGGAUACAUGCUCAAUGAAGGCUUGGAAGAUGUUGGUCAAGCGCUACUCCCAUACUUUGAAAAGGAGGACACUAUUUUUGUGAUAUCAUCGGAUUUUUGUCACUUCGGUAAACGCUUUGGUUUCACUCGAACUGGUUUUGAGGAUCAAGAUAUGCCCAUUUGGAAGGCAAUUGAAUCCUUGGACCUGGAUGGAGUUAAACUCAUCGUCGAGCAUGACCUAGAAGGAUUCCUUGCUUAUCUCAGAAAAACAAAGAAUACAAUUUGCGGCCGGCAUCCCAUUGAAGUCUUGCUGAAACUAAUAUCUAUGAGCCAAUUGAAAAUCACUUCUAAAAUGUUGUCAUACACUCAAUCAAGCAAGUGCUCGGAACGUAGUGACUCUUCGGUAUCAUAUUGCUCAAUAGCCGGCAUGCUAUCCGCAAACGCAGCUGAGGCAUGAUAAAUACUGCAAAAAUCGUGGUAACAUGUGUGAAU
This is a messenger RNA of Babesia bovis T2Bo, 967 nucleotides long. Its product is annotated as Memo-like family protein. Lineage: Eukaryota; Apicomplexa; Aconoidasida; Piroplasmida; Babesiidae. The record is from RefSeq and is a predicted model, not a curated record. The transcript has 10 exons. Bases 36 to 932 code for a protein of 298 amino acids.